AUGCAGAUUAUUCCAAUUGGUGCAAGAGAAACAAACUUAAUGUAUAUAAUAGUUGGUCCACAGAAUGAGCUUGUUUUUGUCGACCCAGUUGAGCCAAUGAAAAUAGAAAAAGAAGCCGAGCAAUUUCUGGCCGCACCAGAGACAAAAAUAGCAGUACUCACAACGCACCACCACGAAGACCACUCUGCAGGGAAUGCAAAAAUAAAAAGAAUGCACCCUACCGCAGCUAUAUAUGCAGGCUCUCACCAGUCAUUUGCAACGCAUAUCUGUAAGGAUAGUGAUGUCAUAUCAAUUGGCGCACUGCGCAUAGAGUGCAUGCACAUUCCAUGCCACACCCAGGACAGCUUUGCAUACACAGUCUAUGAUACAACCAGUAAGGAAAGUGCUGCUGUGUUUGUGGGUGACACUCUUUUUUAUCUGGGCUGCGGAUCUUCUUUGAAGGCACAGCAGAAAUGAUGCACAGCGCACUGAAGAAAAUUUCAGGCCUGCCCUCAGAUACUAUUGUAUACUACGGCCAUGAGUAUAAAGAGAGCAAUCUGCAAUUUAGAAGAAUGCUUAUUCCUGACCCAGAAGGCCUAUGCUCAUCUGAAAGAAUCUUUUUAACCGUGGGGGAGGAAAGGAAACACAAUUUUUACAUGAACACCAGUUUGGUAGAGAAGAACAAGGAGUUCUCUGGAAAGUCUCCAACGGAAAUUAUCCAUACACUUCGCCAAAUGAAAAAUACGUAUAACUCACAAAAGUAAAAGCAGCCGAGUAAAAAAAUAAAAAUGCA
Messenger RNA from Nematocida parisii ERTm1, 772 nucleotides. Its product is annotated as hydroxyacylglutathione hydrolase. Gene Ontology annotation, molecular function: hydroxyacylglutathione hydrolase activity. The record is from RefSeq and is a predicted model, not a curated record. Lineage: Eukaryota; Fungi; Microsporidia. Bases 1 to 456 code for a protein of 151 amino acids. The transcript has a single exon.